UAUUGGUGCCCUACCUGGUUUUGAUUCUUUCCAAGAUAUCAUAUCUCACGCGCACUCUCUCAAACACUCCUUCUCUUCCCAUUUAAAUAUUUCUCUUUUCUUUUCUCACUACACAAAUUCCUCUCAAUUCUUCUUCUCCCUUUUUCCCCUUUCUUUUUCUUCAAUUUUCAGUUUUGAUUUGGCUGAGUUUGUUGAGAUUUAGGCGGGAUUAAUUUUGUUGAGAGAGAAAAUGACAAGUCCAAUUCCAAACAUGGCUACUAUCACAGCCUCUCUUGAGAGAUCUCUGCAGAAUUGCUCCUUGAACAACCAGCACACCACCUCCAGCAGCGGCGGCGGCGGCGGAGGCGCGGCGGCGGCGGUGGACUUGAAUUCAGAAGGCUCAUCCCUUCCUUUCCAUUGGGAGCAAUGCCUUGAUUUAAAGACUGGUGAACUAUACUACAUAAACUGGAGGACCGGCAUGAGGGCCACGGAGGAUCCCCGGACCGCAGCAGCAGCCGAGUACGUCGACGACUGCUCUUCCGAGGAGGAGGACAGCAGCUCGUACGACAGCGAUGGGUCGUCGUUGGAAUCGUCCCCAUGCUCCUCAAGAGAGCAAUGGAGUGGUAAAAGUAAUCAAGAAAAUUGUUACUAUGAUGAUGAAGAAAGGAAUAGCAACAACAACAAUAGUAAUAAUGUGUUGGUGGUUGCUGGUUGCAAGAGCUGCCUAAUGUACUACAUGGUGCCCAAACAGCUUGAAAUUUGCCCCAAAUGUUGUGGUCAACUUCUCCACUUUGAUCGAUCUGAAAAUGCCUCUUCUUGAAUUCUUUCUUUCUUUCUCUCUCUAUUGUUGAUUUGGUGGAGUGGAGUUUCUUGAUAUAAGACAAAAAGAAUUCUCAUUCUUGUUUCAAAUUGUUCCAUCUUUUUUUUGCUUCUCUAUUGCUAUGUAAUUUAUUGUAUUCAUUGUUUUUGGUUUUGAUUUCCUGCAUUUAUGAGUUUUGGAUGAUUCAGUCA
Molecule: messenger RNA, 990 nt
Organism: Salvia hispanica
Lineage: Eukaryota; Viridiplantae; Streptophyta; Magnoliopsida; Lamiales; Lamiaceae
Product: protein CURLY FLAG LEAF 1-like
Molecular function (GO): protein binding
Source: RefSeq, a predicted model, not a curated record